AUGCCUACAACCCCCGAAUCUUAUUCCCGUGCGCGCAGUUCGGCGGACUCUGUUAUCUCUUACGAAACCUCUGCAUCCUCGGUGGACCGUUAUUCAUUACCACCGUUGCAGCAAAAGGGUCUUCUAGACGAUGUCGAUCGACUCUCGCCCUUGCUGGAGGAUGACCCCCAUUCCUUCGAUCUUGUCGCCCCAAAUGAGGCUGAGACUGGCACAGCAUUCUCGUUGGAACUGCGAUCUGAACAAAUGUUGUCAACGGCACAUUUGCAGGCCAUAUUCCACGACACUCCCUCCUUUCUUCGAUUUACGUCGUUUCUGAGCAUGGCACGGCCGAAGUCAGUCCCCGUGCUAAUAUACUACCUUGACGCGCUGAAAGCAAUACGGGCGAUCAACUAUGCCAACGCGGUGGCGGAAGCACUGGAACCAAUAGAAGGGCAUGAGUUCACGGAAAACCCAGCCAGACCCACCGUCAACGCAAUCCUGGAGGAUAAGGCAAACCAGGCAUUCGACAAGCUCGUCCGUGAAGACUUGCCGGCUUUUAUUACCCACAUCUUCAUCCAAGUCGUGAGCGUCAGCAUCCAGAAACGGGUCACAGGGAACCUUCCUCCCUUGCUGAGGGAGGCUAGUGAAGGCUUGGCUGAGGUCUUUUGCCUCACUGACCCCUCGAGAUCUGACAACCCAAUCAUUUUCGCAUCCGAAGCAGAGUUCCAUCGCACGACCCAGUACGGCGUGAGCUAUGCAAUCGGGCGCAAUUGCCGGUUCCUCCAAGGCCCUCGAACUGACCCAAACAGUGUACGCAGGUUACGGGAGGCGGUAGUAGAUGGCAAGGAGGUCAGCGAGGUAUUCCUCAAUUAUCGUCGAGAUGGAUCACCGUUCAUGAAUUUACUGAUGACGGCACCAUUACUAGAUUCGCGCGGAAAGUUGCGCUACUUCAUCGGCGCUCAAGUCGAUAUAAGCGGUCUAGUAAAAGAAUGCACGGGCCUUGACGCCUUUCGAAGCAUGUUAGAUAAGCAAGACGGGAAAGAGCCUCUAGAGGAAGCCAAGGAUGAGUUCCAGGAGCUGAGCGAAAUGUUCAAUAUGGCGGAGCUAGACACAGUUCGCAAAUUUGGAGGAAGCAUGCACAGAGAGUAUCUUGAAGAACAAGGGGAUGCAAACAUGUCUCAUCGACCUCGAAUUCUGCUAAAAGACCCGACAAGCAGCGAUGUUGAGAAGUCUGUUCAGAUCGACACCAAGGCCGAGGGAAGAUUGUCUGGAGUUUACAAAAACUACAUCCUCAUUCGACCUUAUCCUUCGCUACGCAUUCUUUUCACCUCUCCUUCGCUUCGAGUCCCUGGCAUCUUGCAGUCAAAGUUUCUCGACCGCAUAGGUGGCUCAAGCCGCGUUAGAGAUUCCCUUGCUGAUGCUCUUGCAGACGGCACACGCGGCGUCACCGCAAAGAUCAGAUGGCUCCCCAAAGCCCUCACCAACCCCGACUCCGAUCGCUCUGAAGAAGGCCGGCCUCGCUGGAUCCACUGCACGCCUCUCCUCGGACAAUCCGGCUCCGUUGGGGUCUGGAUGGUUGUCCUUGUCGACGACGAAAAAGACUCCGGCCCGGUUCGACGCUUCCGCCAAGCACCCCCUAUCCCCAUGGAAAUCAGGCGCACCCGCAACUCCUCCCCGGGGGAUAUCCUCUCAGAAAGCGAGGAUGACUACGGCUUACAAUCAGGCAGACAAUCACUCAGAAACAGCUUCGCGCGCCACGCAGCUGUCGAAGCGAUCCGCCGGCCCGGGAGUGCGAUGAGCGAGCAGAGAGCGACGCAUUUUGCUCGGGCAGGCAGCCCCGCUUACGAUCCAAGUAUCAAUUCUUUUGCCUUGGCGUAAGAGGAAUCAAAGCAGGCAAGAACUAAUAGUGCGUAAGAAGUGAGGGCACGGGUCUUAGUUGAAGUGUGAGCG
This is a messenger RNA of Lindgomyces ingoldianus, 1929 nucleotides long. RefSeq lists its product as uncharacterized. The transcript has 4 exons. Gene Ontology annotation, cellular component: nucleus. NCBI's taxonomy places the organism in Eukaryota, Fungi, Ascomycota, Dothideomycetes, Pleosporales, Lindgomycetaceae. The record is from RefSeq and is a predicted model, not a curated record. Bases 1 to 1857 code for a protein of 618 amino acids.